AUGAAAAGAUGGUUUGAAAAGCGCACUCACCCGCUAUUUCAGAAUUUCGUCGCUGGGCAAGUUAGUCCCUCCAGUGGCUGCGAUGAUUCAACUGUUAACAAUGUAACUAGAUUGGUGUUGUUCCUUCAACCCGGUUUCUAUCUAGCACUGACCGGUCUCGGUGCCGGUGGUGGUAGACCCAGCUCUUUAGCUGUCGCCGCCACUGCCAAUUGGAUCUUGUAUCUCGUUUUCUUCCUGACGGGAUGGCUUGGGGGUGUGCUCAUGAAUCUCAUGGGCCCAAGAGUGACCAUGGCCCUGAGCGCAGUUGGAUACACCUUAUAUACCGGCGGAUUAUGGUAUCUCGACAAGACUGGUCACUCCUGGAUGGCAUAUCUCGGUGGUGCCAUAGAGGGAGUGUGCGCGUCUCUGCUAUGGACGUCGGCAGGAGCGAUCGCGUAUUCCUAUGCAGAGGAAAAGCAAAAGGCCCGCUACGUGACGUACCAGUGGAUGUGCUGUGCAACCGGGUCAACAAUCGCCUCGCUCAUGAUGCUGGGCAUCAAUUUCCACCAGAGGACCGACGACGCGCGAGUCCCGGAAAGCAUUUACGGCUCGCUCGUGGGCCUGCAGGUUGCAUCCAUGUUCAUUGCGGCCGUCUUUCUCGUGCGACCGUCUGCGGUGGUUCGCAGUGACGGACAGAACAUUGCCAGAAGCUUCGAGUCGACUUGGAAGGCCGAAAUAUGGAGUCAUCUGAAGAUGUUCGCAGAGCCGGGGCUCCUGGAGCUUCUGCCGCCCAUGCUGGUGGGCGAGAUUGCCCUGGCGCUACAGAGCUCCUUGAACGGGUACUUUUUCAACAUUCGCACGCGCUGUUUGAACAACUUCAUUUUCAGCGCCGUUCAGAUCCCAGCUAGUUGGGGAAUCUCUCGAUUCCUGGAUAGCUCGUUCUUGAAGAGAAGAGCUCGAACCCUUGCUGCCAUCUGUCUCGUGGCCUUGUUUACCGUUGGAGCCUGCACCAUUCAGACCGUGUGGUUAUUAAUGUAUAGAGUCGACCGGAGAAGGCCCGGACCGUCGACAGACUGGAGAGACGAGGCAUUCAAGUCAACAUGUUAUACCUAUAUUCUUUCGGGAGUGGUAUACGGCACCUUUCAAAUGGUAACGCAGUAUGUGAUUACCUCCCUUACCAAUGAUCCAUUGAAACUCGCCCGAUACUCCGGCGCAUUUCGAGGGGUGAAUGCACUGGGCAUGAUGGCUUCUUUUAUCAUUGACAGCCAAGGCGUCAACUAUAUUUAUCAGCAGUGGUACCAAUUUGGCGCCUACAAUCUCGGCAUUAUAUCACUGGGUUUCGCGGCUUACAACUACGUGACCCAAACGAACUACAACAGCGAGCCGAAUGUCAUUGUACCGAUAGACGUACAGAACCAAUCGAUUCCGCUACAGAGCAUAAGCACUGGGAACGAUAACGGCGGCGAGCAGAGCCAAGCCACAGGCGCGCUGUGA
This is a messenger RNA of Aspergillus steynii IBT 23096, 1473 nucleotides long. RefSeq names its product membrane transporter. Lineage: Eukaryota; Fungi; Ascomycota; Eurotiomycetes; Eurotiales; Aspergillaceae. The coding region runs from base 1 to 1473 and encodes 490 amino acids. The transcript is spliced from 4 exons. The record is from RefSeq and is a predicted model, not a curated record.